Messenger RNA from Closterium sp. NIES-67, 1286 nucleotides. Lineage: Eukaryota; Viridiplantae; Streptophyta; Zygnematophyceae; Desmidiales; Closteriaceae. The record is from the annotation of a GenBank genome assembly.
CGUGGAUUAUGGAGAGGGGCGGAGAUAGAGAGGAAGAUGCUCGGAGAGAGAGAGGAAGUGGCGCGGAUAGAGAGAGGAAGAGGUGCGGAGAGAGAGAGGAAGAGGCACGGAGAGAGAGAGAGGAAGAGGCGCGGAGAGAGAGAGGAAGAGGCGCGGAGAUAGAGAGGAAGAGGCGCGGAGAGAGAGAGAGGAAGAGGCGCGGAGAGAGAGAGGGAGAGGAAGAGGCGCGGAGAGAGAGAGAGAGGAAGAUUCGCGGAGAGAGAGAGAGGAAGAGGCGCGGAGAGAGAGAGAGGAAGAGGCGCGGAGAGAGAGAGAGGAAGAUUCGCGGAGAGAGAGAGAGAGGAAGAGGCGCGGAGAGAGAGAGGAAGAGGUGCAUAAACGAAGGGAGAGGACCCAGGCGAGUUCAACUUUAGACUCCUAUCUGGCUUAUAGUAGAGUUCCUCGUGCGCGUAGCCUAGCCUGGGUGAUAUAGAGCAAGAAAUAAAGAGAGGAAUAAAGGACGAAGGUUCCGCUUCGUCCCACUACCCGCUUUCCCUCGCUUCCCGCUUUUCGCUUUCCCUCGCUCCCACUUCCAGUUUUUCCCUCGCUUCCCGCUUCCCGCUUUCCCGCGCCUCCCGCUUCCCUCUUUCCGUGGCUUCCACCUCCCGCUUUCCCUUGCUUACAGCUUGCUGCUUUCCCGCGCUUCUCGCUUCCCGCUUUCCCGCGCUUCCCGGUUCCCGCUUUCCCUCGCUUCCCGCUUUCCCGCGCUUCCCGCUUCCCGCUUUCCCUCGCUUCCCGCUUCCAGCUUCCCGCUUCCCGUUUCCCGUGCGUUCCCACGCUUCCCGCUGACCCUCGCUUUCCGCUUCCCGCGUUCCCUCGCUUUCCGCUUCCCGCGUUCCCUCGCUUUUCGCUUCCCGCCUCCCACUGACCCCCGCUUCCUGCUUCCUCCCUUCCCCCUGCUUCCCGCUUUCCCUCUCUUCCCGCUUUUGGGAGCUUCGUGAGGAGUUAGAGCAAGGAAGGGGUCGAGGCGAAGCAGCAGGGAAGAGAGCGAGGCAGGAGGGAGAGCAGGGGAGGGGGAAAGGAGUGAGAGCAACGAAGAGUCGAAGACGUUGGAGCCAAUGGUCCAGAGUGCCAGCACCAGAAUUCUGGGCCUAGUAGUCAUAUUCCGCUUACUGCAGAGGCCAUAAAGUUUUUCUCAGUAUGGGAGAUGUUUGCACAAUUGCCAUGAGUUAUAUUGCUGUACUUUACAGUAAAACAUGCCACAGCUAAGGAGGGCCAUAGUGUUUGAGAUAUUGAGCUAUUGGUAU